GUGGCGGCGCGGGCGCAUGGAGCGGGCGCUGUGGGCGUGGGGCGCAAAUAGCUAUGGACAGCUGGGCUUUGGUCAUAAAGAGGAUGUACUGCUACCUCAGUCACUGGAAAAUUUUCCAUGCAACCAGCAAAGGAUUAAAAGCAUCACUGGAGGAGGAGGGCACUCGGCAGCUAUCACUGAUGCAGGUGAACUCUUUGUAUGUGGCCAAAACAAAGAAGGACAGUUGGGACUGAAUCAUACAGAGGAUGUACUUUGUUUUACUUUGUGCACUGCAUUGUCCAGCUUGCAUGUGAUACAGGUUGCCUGUGGUUGGGAUUUUACAGUCAUACUUACAGAAAAUGGUGAAGUUUUAUCCUGUGGUUCUAACUCUUUUGGACAGUUAGGACUUCCCCGGACUUCAGGAGGAUGCUUGAGCCCACAAAAGAUUGAGUCCCUUAGGGAGAAGAUUGUGAAUGUUGCUGCAGGAAUCAGACAUGCUCUUGCUGCCACAGAAAGUGGGUUAGUUUUCCAGUGGGGAACUGGCAUGGCAUCUCGGGCAAAACGGAUGGACCGAGGCAGAACUAUCCCACCCUUUCUGACAGCAAAGGAACCGUGUAGAGUAUCAGGCCUGGAAAAGGUAAAGGUGAAAAGAAUCACUGCCAGUUCUUACCAUUCGGUGUCACUUACAGAUAAAGGAGAAUUGUAUGUCUGGGGAAGCAACAAACAUGGGCAACUUGUGAGCAAAGAGAUUUUUCUUGCUGAGCCAGUCAAAAUAGAAGCUAAUUUUUUCUCAGAUGAAAAGAUUGGAGCAGUCUGGAGUGGAUGGACCCACUUGGUGGCACAAACAGAAUCUGGCAAGGUCUUCACAUGGGGUAGAGCAGACUACGGACAACUUGGAAGAAGUUCAGUUCAUGAUGGACAAAGGCAGGAGGUGUGCAGAAUAUCUGAAGAGCAUUCGGAGCAGUUACUUAAUGUCCCAGUUCCCGUGCCUUGCCUUACUGGAGCAUCUCAGAUUGCAUGUGGCUCAGAACAUAAUCUGGCAAUAGUUGGUGCUGAACAGCAUAGAGGGAUCCAUGAGUGUACAGGCAGAUUAGAUGCAUCAGCAGCUGAAGGUAGCCAAUGUUUCUCAUGGGGAUGGAAUGAACAUGGCAUGUGCGGAGAUGGUACAGAAGCAAAUAUUUAUGCCCCGAAGCCAAUCCCAGCUUUUGGUUCUGCAGAACUGUUCUUAAUUGGAUGUGGGGCAGGACACUCCAUGGCUCUUUGUCAGACUCCAUUAGAUGUUACACACAGGGAAUCAUAGCCUCAUGGGUUUGGACAUCUUUGUGUAUUGCUCCUCAGAAGUUUUGUGAGAAUUAGUUAUUAGUGCUAAAGGUGUAGAGAGAACAAAGGGUACAAAUCCCUUCAUUCUAAAGUCCAAAAAUGAGCUAUUAUGCUGAGAAAGCUGUUUAAUAGAGAUGUGCAUAAAUAUAUUACUGUAAAUUAUGUCACACAUUCUUUUCACAGGAGAUGACUUUACUGCCUGUGGGUGAAAUGAAUAAACAUUUUGCUUUGACGCAGCAUAAAUGAAGCAGGAAGGACUUUUCCUUCAACAUUUAUAACAACAACAUACAAAGUUAUCUUGAAUGGUUUUAGUAGGUGAAAACUGAUUAUUAUUAGAAAAAAGUGUUAUUCACUGACAUAGGGGAGGGUUUGGAUGGGGUUUGAAGGAAGUAGUUUAAGGCUUCAGAGUACAGAAUACAGGCUUUGGUAUAUGUUGCUGAGCACAUGCAUCUCCUAUUUCUUGGAGCCGUGAAUAUCCUCAGCUUCUAAAAAUAGGUCCAUAUUAAAUGCACACAUUGGUGAA
Gavialis gangeticus (Gharial) is the source of this 1822-nucleotide messenger RNA. It is a transcript of the gene SERGEF, whose product is annotated as secretion regulating guanine nucleotide exchange factor. The record is from RefSeq and is a predicted model, not a curated record. The coding region runs from base 17 to 1279 and encodes 420 amino acids. NCBI's taxonomy places the organism in Eukaryota, Metazoa, Chordata, Crocodylia, Gavialidae. The transcript is spliced from 12 exons.